Messenger RNA from Punica granatum (pomegranate), 2055 nucleotides. Lineage: Eukaryota; Viridiplantae; Streptophyta; Magnoliopsida; Myrtales; Lythraceae. The record is from RefSeq and is a predicted model, not a curated record.
UCUGCAGCACGAGUUUGAUCAGACAUCGAACUUCCGGACACAUAUCGAAUCUAAAACCUUCGGCCCGGUUUAAGGAGGCUCUCAAAGCCGGUCCCCACAUGAAAAUCAAGGAUGUCAGGAGUCGUCCUCGGGGGCCCCACUUUGACUUUCCAGGAAAUGGACGCCUCCUCAACCGCGUAAACUUGGAAGAAGCCAUUCGCCCUUAUGGAAAGGAAAUGACGAACGGAAACAGAGAGACAAAUAAAACCUUCGCCCCUAAGAAUUAGUCCGUCCCAUGCAUUUUCACACGUAUCGGCCUAAUUAUUUCUCUCUCUCUCUCUCUCUCUCUCGUCAUCACAUAAAGGCAGAAACGAAGAUCGGCUCUCUUGUUCUCUUCCUCGUUCUCUCUCUCUCUCCCCUCUAUCUCUCGAGUUGACGAGUGCAGAGUGCAGAGAGAGAAAGCUCGAGCUGGUAGGAUGGGAAAGAAGCUUGACCGUCUUUUGGGCAGAGGCUUCAAGGUCUCCAAGUGCAAGCCCCUCCUCAGCCUCGCCCUCACCCGCCUCACCGUCCUCAAGGCCCAGCGCCAAGCCCGCACCUCCAACUCCCGCUCCGACGUCCUCCACCUCCUCCAGCUCGGCCACCACGAGCGUGCCCUCCUUCGUGUGGAGCAAGUGGUCAGGGAGCAGAACAUGCUGGAUGCGUAUCUCAUGAUGGAAAGCUACUGCAAUCUCUUGAUCGAAAGGGUCAACCUCAUCGAACAAGAAAAGGAGUGUCCUGGUGAGCUAAAGGAGGCAGUCUCCACUCUGAUUUACGCGUCUUCGAGAUGUGGAGAGUUCCCGGAGCUUCUAGAGAUUCGAGCAGUCAUCCAGUCCCAUUUCGGGAAGGAGUUUGUUGCCCGUGCUAUUGAAUUACGGAACAACUGCGGCGUAAACACCAAGAUGAUACAGAAGAUGUCGACUCUCCACCCAAGUUUGGAGAGCAGAACCAAGUUGCUCAGAGAAAUUGCUGCUGAGAAUGGGAUUGUCCUGCAUCUCGAUGACGAUGAACCUUCUGAGGGCAAGAUGGGAAUUAAUUCGAUGUCAGAAUCACCUAAACCUGAAGAGCCAAGCAGUUCGAGAGCUCAAAGACUUGGAGACGAUACAGGGACCUCACUGAACAGAAGGGAAAGCUAUGAAUUAUCUGAUUCCUUCAAGUCAAGGCAGAAGUACAAGGGUGUGGCUGAUGCGGCUCAAGCUGCUUUUGAGUCGGCAGCUUAUGCGGCUGCAGCUGCGAGAGCAGCUGUCGAGCUUUCGCGAUCCAGUGGGCCUGGCAGUCCCAGUGAUCCGAGCAGCCCAAGCUUUCGAAAAGGAGAAAUUGGGUCUGUGAAAACCAACUCUGAACCAGAAAAUCUGGAAUUUGAGAGCAAAGCUCAUGCUCGCUCACUGUCAAGUUCAAGUUUGGUCUCCGAUAAAGAGUUGCAGAUCGAUGCAAAUGAUGAGGUGAAUGAACUGCCGUGUGAACCAGUCACACAGGCAGCAUCUCAGGUAGCUUCUGGGAAGCAGAUCCCAUCAAGGUUCCAAGCUGGUCUUAAUGUGGAAGCAGAUAAUAGUCCAUUGCACCUGAACCUUGAGAAUGGACCGAUCUCAGUGAGGAAUAGGCGGCUCUGGGGCUACUGAUAUGUGUUGAAGUGGACAAUGUUUGUUCUUCUAUGUUUCAUAUUGUGUUUGAGUACUAAGUUGUUGAAGUUGAAGGGGAGGCUUGUUUUUGCUUCAUUUUUGGUGUUCAGUAUGUGUCUGAUAGCAUAUAGUAAUGCCAUAAUGUCGUAUCCGGUAAGAAGGAAGCAGAACUAUUCGGAAUGGAAUAGCCAUACAAGACAGGCUCAUUCUCUUCCAUUACGUUUGCAGUCUUUCUCACCAAAUGCGACAUAAAUCGGCUAGAUUUAUUGAACCGUGGAUAUUUUCGGAAUAUAUGUUCAGAGAUAAUAAGUUGGGCAGAGCAUAGUUAUUGGGCUGCUGAGUUAAAUCAAUGUGAUUUAUUGUAAAUAUCACUCCAUGUACAAAAAUAUUGUAUAUUCGUGUUAUCUUUUCAAUCAUGCGA